AUGAGUCCGAAGACAUUCACGUCAAACAUUUCUUUGUCCACUUCGAUACUUGACUGCGAUUUGCAGCUAUUUUUAUACGAAAAGUUUGGUCGCCCUAUAAGUGAACUCAAUGGUAAAGUGGUUUGGAUUACCGGCGCCUCGAGUGGUAUCGGCGAGGCUUUGGCCUAUCUUUUGGCCUCACAUGGAGUCAAACUCGUCAUCUCCGGUACCAAUGAAUCCAGACUUCGAGAAGUGAAGGAACAAUUUUGCGGUCAAUUAGAAGAGAACGACGUUUUGAUAUUGAGUUUUAAUAUCAAAGACUUUUCAGUCCAUGAAAAACAAUUCAAUGCAGUUAUUAAACACUUCCAAAGGCUCGACAUUCUUGUGUCAAACGCUGGUCGCAGUCAAAGAGCUUCCUUCGAGACAAUUGACAUCGAAGUGGACAAAGAAAUGUUUGACGUGAAUGUCUUCGGACUCAUAAAUCUGACACGAAUUGUAUUGAGAUAUUUUCUCGACAAUCACAUGAAAGGACAUUUUGCGGUCACUUCGAGUACUGCUGGAAAAUUAGGUGUUCCCAACUCUGGCUCUUAUACGGCAUCCAAACACGCUCUACACGGUUACUACGAGUGUCUUCGAGUGGAGGCCCAGUCGAGAGGAAUAUCGAUCACAAUGCUAUGUCCCGGACCCGUCUUCUCACGCGUUCUCGAGAACGCGAUGUCAAACAAAUUGGACUCAAGUCAUGAAGUGGUCACUCAUAGUAAAGAUAAUAAACGAUUGGCCACUUCUCGAUGCGCUCAUCUCAUGGCUACAGCCAUUGCCAACACAUUGGAU
Messenger RNA from Medioppia subpectinata, 810 nucleotides. NCBI's taxonomy places the organism in Eukaryota, Metazoa, Arthropoda, Arachnida, Sarcoptiformes, Oppiidae. The record is from the annotation of a GenBank genome assembly.